Messenger RNA from [Torrubiella] hemipterigena, 1635 nucleotides. The record is from the annotation of a GenBank genome assembly. Lineage: Eukaryota; Fungi; Ascomycota; Sordariomycetes; Hypocreales; Clavicipitaceae.
AUGGAUGUCAUAAACGCUUUUCACCUUGGCGGCAUGUUUUUGCCGGGCGCUGGUAACGACUUUUACGCGGCCAAUCUUCAGCAAACUUUGGAACAGGAUACAAUACCGAAUGCUAUAAGUAGUCCUCCACAGCCCCUCAACCAAAACACCAACGGGAUGCCAACACCAGACGAAUCGUCACCGGGUGUCCCGGCCAGUGGCCUUCCGCCGAUAUACCAGAUGGUGGAGCUAACAGAAAUAUUCUUCGAAAAGCUCUACCCGAGCCUCCCCAUUCUUCAUAAGCCUACGAUACUAUCCAAGCUCAAGUCCGGUGGUGUUGAUGCUGUACCGCAAGUUCUUCUUCUCGCCAUCGCCACCGCCUCGGCAAGAUUUCACCGCGACCAAAAGCUCCGCGACCUAGGUGAUGAUUGGUUCAAAGAUUGUCGCUCAAAAUUAACCGACGUUAUGCGUGCCGCUGACCACGGUCUAGAAACAUUGCAGGCCGCAAUGAUCAUCACUUUGGAAUCAGCAGUUCGCUUAGACUUUGCUUCAGCGGUUAUGCUGCUUGCUGAAACAUGGCGUAAAGCCGUUGCCCUAGGCUAUAAUCAGGUGGAUGGCAAGAGGAAAGUGAAGCUUUUCGCUCUUGGAGGCACCAGUAGUGAACUUGGCUGGAUUGAAGCUGAGGAGGCACGACGCGUUGUCUGGAGCAUCCUCAUCAUCGACCGUGGUUUAUGCUUCCCCAUUGGUCUGCUUCACGUUCUUGAUGAUAAGGUGCUGGUUCUUGAUUUUCCCAUGUCCGAUGAAAUCUUCCAAGAGGAAGAUACAACAGAGAUGACGGCUCCUAAAGUGGAGGCUGUGCGAUAUUGCAAAGACUUUGACAAACUGAUCACUGCGGUGCAGUCGUAUUCACGAAAAAGCACACCGAUCGUCUAUCACUAUAUAAUAUUGGCUUAUGUACUGAUGGGGAGGAUAUCAGAAGAGCUGUAUGCUCCCGAAUUCGACUAUGAGACUUGCAGUCAUUCUCUCGACAAGCUGGCAGAACAUCUGGUCAGAAUCCGUCUGAUCCUACCCCGAUCUUGCAGCGACUUAGCCGUGGCAGACCAAGCUGAUCUAGGAAAUAUCGUUUGGCUGCAUGCGAUAUUGAACUCCGAUGCCAUAAUGAUUCAUCACCGCCCAAAGGCUGCAACCCAAAAUCCUGACGAACCAUCCGAACACGACUCCAACUGGCCGCAUUGUCGAGCCGCCGGCCGGAAUACCAUCAAACUCGUACGCGAAGCUACCAAAUCAUCAUCCGACUUUCUCUACAAUACACAAAUAUGCACGCCCAUCUUCUUCAGCUUCCUGACAACUUUACUCGACUACAUGGACCCCUCACCCAGCGAUGCAACCCCGGCAAAGGCAAAGCCUAUCAAAUACGACCUGGAGAUGUUCAUCAAUAUCAUGACCCGACAACGAGAGAUAUUUCCUGGAAUUGGUAUAAAAUACUGUGGAGGAGCACGCUUCUAUCUGUCAAAGGACGCAGAAUAUCUAAUUGCCGGCAAGGCAACCGGCAUGCGCGAGUUUCUUGGUACUUGCGAUCAAUGGACGACCCAAUUCAGCGAUGAUGAGCUUGUAAUUCCGGAUCGGCCACAUUUACAAGCCACCGACACAAAAUGA